Molecule: messenger RNA, 1668 nt
Organism: Solanum tuberosum (potato)
Lineage: Eukaryota; Viridiplantae; Streptophyta; Magnoliopsida; Solanales; Solanaceae
Exons: 5
Coding region: 1-1668 (555 amino acids)
Source: RefSeq, a predicted model, not a curated record
AUGGGGAUAAAUGAGGCAUACACUGUGGUAAGAGGAAACAUUCUUAUGAUGAAUCCUCUUCCAUCCAUGGCACAGGCUUUCUCUUUACUGAUCCAAGAGGAGAAACAGAGAGAAUUUAGACCUUCUAGUCGAGUUCCUAUGGAGUUAGCUUCUUUGAGUGUAACUACUUCCAAUAGUAAUGGAAAGGGCCCACAGGAAGGAACUACAAGACAUCAUUCUCCAACAACAACUAUUCUGGAAGUAACAGUACCUCAGGAAAUAACAAAAACUAUGGAGGAUCCAAUUAUUACUCAGGCAGCAACGGGACAUAUCAGGGAAAAAUGCUACAAGUUAAAUGGAUAUCCACAAGGACACAACAACCAGGCUAACAGGAACAAUGGAUUUCAUGCUAGACAUAACAACAAUCAUGAAUAUAAAGGAAAGAGAGUUGUGGCUAAUGUGCAUGGAUCUCCUGAUGACAUGAUGCCUGCUCAGGGAGAAGACUGUCCACAGGGUAAUCACAAUCAAAAUGCCACACUUACUAAGGAUCAAUAUGCUCAUAACAUGAAUCUCCUGCAGCAUUUUCGAGUCGAAGGAGAGGACUCAACUAACUCGAACACAUGUGCUGGUUCUGUGAACUUUACAGGUAUUGUAGUAUGUUCUUCCUCUGUAGAUUUUGGCAAAUCUUCAUGUGAAUGUUUUAAAUCAAGUGCUGACUUGUGGAUCAUUGACUCGGGGGCAUCAAACCAUAUAACCUUUAACAGAUCCUCUCUUACCAACAUCCAAACCAUGCCUUACCCUAUGCUUGUUUCUUUGCCUAAUGGAUAUAAAGUUAGAGUGACAAAAUUUGGUGAUGCAGUGAUCACAUCUGAAAUUGUUUUACACAAAGCCCCUUCAGUGAAGAGGCCUCAAGUGCUUGGAAAUAGCAGAGAAGGGCUUUAUUUUCUUUGUUCAAGAUGUCUGAAAAACAAUAUUAAAUCCUCCACCUGUUGCUAUACUUUUGUAUGUUCUUCCACUUCUGAUAAUGAUCAAAAUGUGUUGAGAAACAAUAACUCUUCCACUACUUCUACUAAACAUACUAUAGACUUGGCCAUAACAGUUUCUUCCACUGAUUUCUCUGAUUGUAUUGAAUCAACACCUGAUAAUACUUUGUUAAAUCAAAACACAGAUAUGAUUCCUACUAACUCAAAUAUGUCACACCAUCCUCAUUCCCCCUUUCACAAUCAGCCUACUCCCACACUGCCCUCUCCUCCUGCAGUAAUGCAAAUGAGAUCACAAAGAGGGAAUAAGCUCCCUUCACACUUGAAGGAUUACAUUUUUUCUAUCCCUACUUUAAAGACCCUUGCUCCCACACAAUCUAUUUCCAAUGCUCUUUCUCUCAAUGCCUUGUUCACUAAACACCACCACAUAUCUCUUAAUGUCAUUGCCUCCACCAGUCAAGCAGUGGUUGAAAACAUUUGCCAUGAUAGUGAACCUUUAUCUUAUGAGGAGGCAACAUUAAGUUCUGCUUGGCAAAAGGCCAUGAUACAAGAAUUUGAUGCACUCUAUGCGAAUAAUACUUGGGAUUUUGUGAGAUUACUUGCAGGAAAGCAAGCAAUUGGUUGUAGGUGGAUGUACAAAGUGAAGCACAAAUCCGAUGGCAGUAUUGAAAGGUUUAAGGCCAGACUAGUGGUUAAGGGGUACACUUAA